GUCAAUAUGGCCGACGGCCUGUCAAUCGUGUGACAUUUCACUCACUUUUCGCACCCGAAAGGUUACGUUUAGACUACUGCUUUUACGAGAAGAGCGUGUUCCGCGAUCACAAUUGUAUAAGAGUGUAAACCUUGACACUGGUUAAUCCACUGGAACGAUUGAUACUAUAAAUAUAGUUGUGUGAAAAUUAAUUGGAGGAAUAACGACGCAACGCUGGCUCUGCUAGGUUGGUACAGUGGUACGCAAAAUUCAUCGUCCAUCGAUAAUCGCUACAGUCUGCAGCAAAAAAAUAAUUCAAUGGAUUUACGUUAAUCGUAAGAAAAGGAGUACGGAAAAACAAUCGAAAAUGUUUAACAAAAAAUUACAGAAUUUUUUAAUAAACAGAAUGAUUGUUUCUUAAAAAAUAAAUGAAAUAGAAAAAUUGAGAACAAAUAUAGGAGGUUAUUUCAAUUGAUGUUAACGUAAAAUGGGAAACUCUGGCUUGAAACAGCAUUAUGAAACAGCAAAAAAAACUGGAACAUUAAAAUUGUCACAAAGAAAACUCGACGAAUUUCCACAAAGUUUACUAGCUUUGGCGCCGCUGCUACGAACAUUGGAUGUGUCGGAAAAUAAAUUUGUUCAUAUUCCCAAUGAAAUUGGAAACUUUACGUUAUUGAGACAAUUGAAUGUUAAUCACAAUAAAUUAACCGAUUUACCUGAAGCGCUGGGAGCAUUGACGAAAUUAGAAACUUUAAACGCAAGUUCGAAUCAGAUAACGAGCAUCCCAUGGACUAUAUGGAAACUAACACGUUUAAAACAAGUCAACUUGUCUGAUAAUCAUUUGGCAGAAUUCCCUCCUAUGUUUUGUGAUUUAAAAUUUCUGGAUGUACUAGAUUUGUCAAAGAAUCGAAUCACCACGAUUCCCGACGCAGCUGUAGCGUUACAUGUGGUCGAACUUAACCUCAAUCAAAAUCAGAUAUCGACUAUUUCUGACAAAUUGGCAGAUUGCCCACGUUUAAAAACAUUAAGACUUGAAGAAAAUUGUUUGCAACUGAACUCGAUACCUAGUAAAAUUUUGAAAGAUUCAAAAAUUUCCGUAUUGACUGUCGAAGGAAAUUUAUUUGAAAUGAAACAAUUUGCUAAUCUUGAUGGUUAUGAUAAUUAUAUGGAAAGGUAUACUGCAGUAAAGAAAAAGUUAUUUUGAAAGAUUUCCUAUCGAAUAUUUAUU
This is a messenger RNA of Eufriesea mexicana, 1207 nucleotides long. Its product is annotated as leucine-rich repeat-containing protein 57. The record is from RefSeq and is a predicted model, not a curated record. Gene Ontology annotation, cellular component: cytoplasm. The transcript is spliced from 2 exons. NCBI's taxonomy places the organism in Eukaryota, Metazoa, Arthropoda, Insecta, Hymenoptera, Apidae. Bases 467 to 1183 code for a protein of 238 amino acids. Gene Ontology annotation, molecular function: protein binding.